AUGUGUGUGUCACUCGUCUGGGUUCCCCCGCUCGGGGUCAUCGGAACCAGUUCGCGGCCAAAGUCAAGAAGUGGCGGAAGAAAAAGAACCAAAACACAGACAGGCGCCGUUUGGUGGAAUCCCCUGUCGUCGGAGCAGAAAGCUAAUCGACCGUUCAUGGACGAUCUGGUUGCGGGUCGUCCAGAGCCUCCAGUUAUAGGACCUUCUUCCGGGUCGAUCGGACCUAGCAGUUCUAGUGGAGGACCGUCCGGGAGUCUCGGUUACAGCUACGGACCACCGCCACCGUCACCCUCGAUCUCAGUCAACAGCUACGGGUCGGCCACGUCCGAGUAUGGGCCACCGACGCAAGCCCCGGUCAUACACAAGCACGUGUACGUGCAUGUGCCACCACCGGAGCCGGAGUACCAAACGACCAGGAAACCGAUCGUGGUGCCACCGCCCCAGAAGCACUACAAGAUCGUCUUCAUCAAGGCACCGUCGCCGGCCACGGCCGCCCCGCCCGUCCUGCCGCCGGUCCAGCAGAACGAGGAGAAGACGCUCGUGUACGUGCUGGUGAAGAAGCAGGACGAGCCGGAAGAGAUCGUCAUACCGACGGCGGCACCGACGCCACCCUCGAAGCCGGAGGUCUACUUCAUCCGCUACAAAACACAGCGCGCGUCCGGCGAGCAGGGGAGUAAUGGCGGUGGACCAUAUCCGGAGAGUGGCGUCCCAACGCCCCCGACCGAGUACGGUGCACCGCCGCUACCGAGUCAAAGCCCCAGCAACAGCUACGGCGUACCGCUAUAG
This is a messenger RNA of Anopheles coustani, 786 nucleotides long. RefSeq lists its product as uncharacterized. NCBI's taxonomy places the organism in Eukaryota, Metazoa, Arthropoda, Insecta, Diptera, Culicidae. The record is from RefSeq and is a predicted model, not a curated record. Bases 1 to 786 code for a protein of 261 amino acids. The transcript is spliced from 5 exons.